AUGGGAUCCUCUAAGCUGGCCCUGCUGCUGGUGGUGCUGUCCUGCGUAGAGCGCAGUCUGUCUGCCUCCUGUGUCGUUGACAGCUUCACAGUUAAAGGCGACUUUGACCCCAAGAGGUAUGCAGGAAAGUGGUACGCUCUGCAGAAGAAAGAUCCAGAGGGCCUUUUCCUGCAGGACAACAUCUCUGCUGAGUACACUAUUGAUGAUGACGGCUCAAUGACCGCCUCCUCUAAAGGACGCGUCACUCUGUUUGGCUUCUGGGUUGUGUGUGCUGACAUGGCUGCCCAGUACUCCGUCCCCGACCCUGCCACCCCCGGCAAGAUGUUCAUGAACUACCAGGGCCUGGCCAGCUACCUGUCCAGUGGAGGUGACAACUAUUGGGUGAUCGACACUGACUACGACAACUACGCCAUUACUUAUGCCUGCCGCACCCUGAAGGAUGACGGCAGCUGUGAGGAUGGCUACGCCCUCGUCUUCUCCAGGAACCCCCGCGGCCUGCCUCCGGCCAUCCAGCGCGUCGUGCGUCAGAAACAGGAAGACAUCUGCAUGGCCGGAGAGUUUCAGCCUGUCCUGCAGUCUGGAGCCUGCUAGAGAGAAAGAGAGUGUGGAGCUGCUGGUUGCUGUAUAAGAGGCUUGAAAGAAAGAAGAGGGAGAAUGACUGUAUGUGACAGAAGAUGUGUAUGUGAGAGUGAUAAUGUGAAUGAGCAGAUGCAGAUUGGAAAAAAAGAAUGGAAGACAAUGGAAAACCUGCAUAUGUCCAAUCAGGAUUUAAGAUUUGUAUCUGUUUUUUUUGUUUUUUGAUUUAAAUCCAUUU
This is a messenger RNA of Centropristis striata (black sea bass), 814 nucleotides long. RefSeq names its product retinol binding protein 4, like (gene rbp4l). The transcript is spliced from 4 exons. Lineage: Eukaryota; Metazoa; Chordata; Actinopteri; Perciformes; Serranidae. Bases 1 to 591 code for a protein of 196 amino acids. The record is from RefSeq and is a predicted model, not a curated record. Gene Ontology annotation, molecular function: retinol transmembrane transporter activity; retinoid binding.